Messenger RNA from Malassezia pachydermatis, 552 nucleotides. Its product is annotated as cdc31-spindle pole body centrin. Gene Ontology annotation, molecular function: microtubule binding; calcium ion binding. Gene Ontology annotation, cellular component: half bridge of spindle pole body; mitotic spindle pole body. The record is from RefSeq and is a predicted model, not a curated record. NCBI's taxonomy places the organism in Eukaryota, Fungi, Basidiomycota, Malasseziomycetes, Malasseziales, Malasseziaceae. Gene Ontology annotation, biological process: spindle pole body duplication. Bases 1 to 552 code for a protein of 183 amino acids. The transcript has 3 exons.
AUGAGCCAUUUGGCACGAGCGCGAGCUCGUCGGACACCCUCUUUUGGCGGUUCUCAAGCUGUAGGAGGUACUAGCUACACCACCUCUCGUAUUGUGACUCCUGCAGUGGAACUUUCGGAGGACCAGCGCCAGGAAAUCCGGGAGGCAUUUGACUUGUUUGAUACAGACAAAGAUGGGGCUAUUGACUAUCAUGAACUGAAGGUAGCCAUGCGUGCUCUUGGCUUUGACUUGAAGAAGUCAGAAGUACUCGAUAUCUUGCGGGACAACGACUCGACUGGAGCUGGUCUGAUGGAAUGGCCAGCGUUCAACCGAAUUAUGACGGAAAAAAUCGCAGCAAGAGAUCCAAGAGAAGAAAUCCUGCGUGCUUUUGCUCUUUUUGACGAAGAUAACACUGGCAAGAUUAGCUUGCGAAACUUGAAGCGAGUAGCCAAAGAGCUGGGUGAGAACCUCGAUGAGGAAGAGCUUCAAGCUAUGAUCGAUGAAUUUGAUUUGGACCAGGAUGGCGAAAUCAGCGAACAAGAGUUCAUGCAGAUCAUGAUGGAUGAGCCAUAA